AUGGCUAGUAAUGAUUCGGAAGAAACAUUACCAAAUUGUCAGACUACAGAAUUGUCAGAUUCGACAGCCAAGGCUAAUGCAUUAGUAGCAUCUUUUAAGCCGAUUGCUUACGAAGACUGGCAUGGGAUGAGCAGUAAGACGAUUGGUUAUGCUGAGAAGAGGCAGGGCCUACUAGGUCAUCCCUCUACCAGGAAACUAAAAGGCUUGCAAAUGCUUGAUAAUUCAAUAGAAUGCAAUCCCCAUUUGGAUUGUGAUUGUAUUGGACAUGCAGUUCAUCUCAUAAAUCGGUUGCCAUCAACAGUUAUUGGUUGGAAAACACCUUAUGAAUUGCUUAUGAACAAAGCACCAGUAUAUAAUUUUUUGAGGGUCUUUGGAUGUCUUGCUUAUGCCUCUACAUUAUCUACUGGACGAAAAAAAGUUUUCACCUCGAGCACGGAAGUGUAUAUUUAUUGGGUUUCAAAGAGAGAUGAUAUUUCAGAUCAAUCUACUGUCCCUCUUCCGGCAGGCUCAGGAUUUGUAGAUGACAGUUUAUGCAAGUCUUUCUCACAACUUGUAAGUGGGGAUGAGGCGCAAGUGGCUUCUAGUGGUGUAGAACCUGGCUUGUCUAGUGGUCACAUGGAUUAUGGAUUUAAUGAGGACCGUGAUUCUACUAGUGAGACAAUGAAAGUCAUCAAGGAGUUAGUGAAAAUGCACAACCUGCCCUGCGUCAUUCUACUGUGUUAUAAUGAGGCUAUUAAGUUUAAUCAUUUGCGAGAGGCUAUGAAAAUCGAAUUAGAAGCACUUCAAGCUAAUAAUACGUGGAUUUUAACCGAUUUACCACCUGGUAAAAAGCCUAUUAGGUGUAAAUGGGUUUACAAGACUAAGCUUCAUGCAGAUGGUUCUAUUGAGAGUCCAGUGGAAAAAGUUACAACCAUACGAGUGUUACUGGCUACCGCAGCUAUGAGGGAUUGGCAUUUGCAUCAACUAGAUGUAAAUAACGCAUUCUUGCAUGGUGACUUAAAUGAAGAAGUUUUCAUGUCCCUACCACCGUGUGUGGACUCCAGCAAACCAGGACAGGAUUUGGGCCCUUUAAAAUAUUUCUUGGGUUUAGAGGUUGCUCGGAAUAAAGAUGGAAUUAAUUUGUGCCAACGUAAGUAUGCUUUGGAAUUGUUGGCGGAGACAAAUUUUUUGGGGUGUAAACCAGUAGGAAGUCCUAUGGUUAUCUCUUCAAAGGAACUACAUGCUGACAGUCCUGCACUCAGUAAUGCCAUUGCUUAUAGGAGGAUGGUUGAUUCUGAUUGGGCAGCUUGUCCAAAGACGAGACGUUCUAUUAGUGGAUAUUGUGUAUUCCUUGGUGAUUCAUUGCUUUCUUGGAAGUCAAAGAAACAAGAAACAGUUUCUCGUUCUUCUUCCGAGGCAGAGUAUAGAGCCUUAGCAACUACUAGCUGUGAGAUCCAAUGGUUGUUAUUCUUGCUUGCUGAUCUGGGAAUUAUGAUACCUUCUCUGGCAUUGUUAUUUUCUGAUAGUCAAUCUGCACUUGCUAUUGCCGCGAAUACAGUAUUUCAUGAGCGGACAAAACACAUAGAAAUUGAUUGUCAUUUUGUCUGA
Molecule: messenger RNA, 1587 nt
Organism: Ipomoea nil (Japanese morning glory)
Lineage: Eukaryota; Viridiplantae; Streptophyta; Magnoliopsida; Solanales; Convolvulaceae
Exons: 10
Coding region: 1-1587 (528 amino acids)
Source: RefSeq, a predicted model, not a curated record